Molecule: messenger RNA, 1404 nt
Organism: Sapajus apella (tufted capuchin)
Lineage: Eukaryota; Metazoa; Chordata; Mammalia; Primates; Cebidae
Gene: CENPK
Product: centromere protein K
Exons: 11
Coding region: 140-997 (285 amino acids)
Biological process (GO): mitotic sister chromatid segregation; kinetochore assembly
Cellular component (GO): nucleus
Source: RefSeq, a predicted model, not a curated record
GCAGAUCCAAUGGGCAUGCAGCGCGCGCAGAUGUCCCGGGCUAGCGGGCCGUGACUACGCAGGGCGGAGACGACCGGGACCUUGUGGCGCUGUGGUGUUUUUCUUGUUAUAAGGCUAGAACAUCACAAAGCACAUAUCAAUGAAUCAGCAAGAUCUAGAUCCAGAUAGUACUACAGAUGUGGGAGAUGUUACAAAUACUGAAGAAGAACUUAUUAGAGAAUGUGAAGAAAUGUGGAAAGAUAUGGAAGAAUGUCAGAAUAAAUUGUCACUUACUGGAACUGAAACACUCACUGAUUUAAAUGCUAAGCUAUCAUUAUUAAUUAUGCAAGUAAAAUGUUUAACUGCUGAACUCAGUCAAUGGCAGAAAAAAACACCUGAAACUCAUGGGAAUGUCUUUAGAAAGCUGACAUUCUCUAUUCAGAUUCAAAUAAUUCCUUUGACUGAAGAUGUUCUCUUAACAUUAGGAAAAGAAGAGUUCCAAAAAUUAAGACAUGAUCUUGAAAUGGUACAAUCCACUAUGGAGUCAAAGAAUGAAAAGUUAAAGGAAGACUUAGAAAGGGAACAACGGUGGUUGGAUGAACAGCAGCAGAUAAUGGAAUCUCUUAAUGUACUACACAAUGAAUUGAAAAAUAAAGUUGAAACAUUUUCUGAAUCAAGAGUCUUUAAUGAGCUGAAAACUAAACUGCUUAAUGUAAAAGAAUAUAAGGAGAAACUCUUGAUUACCUUGGGUGAGUUUCUAGAAGACCAUUUUCCUCUGCCUGAUGGAAGUGUUAAAAAGAAAAAGAAAAACAUUCAAGAAUCAACUGUACAGCUGAUAACACUGCAUGAAAUGUUAGAGAUUCUUAUAAAUAGAUUAUUUGAUGUUCCACAUGAUCCAUAUGUCAAAAUUACUGAUUCCUUUUGGCCACCUUAUGUUGAGCUGCUUCUGCGUAAUGGAAUUGCCUUGAGACAUCCAGAAGAUCCAACCCGAAUAAGAUUAGAAGCUUUCCAUCAGUAAAGGGAUGUUUUCUUUUUUCACACAGUAAAAAAUCUUAACAUUCAAGUAUAUUGGAACCACAGGACUAUUUGGAUAAAAAACAUUAUUUGCAAAUUAAUUCACAUAGUCCAUCUUCCUUUUAUUGUUAAGUGACAUACGCUGCCAUCUGUUAUUCACUUUUACAUUGUCCUUUCUUAUUCAGUCAGUGCUUUGGUGUUUUAAAUUAUAUGGAUAAGAAUGCAGGUAGAUAUUGUUCUAGACAUAAAACAUUUAAUAUACUUUAUGCAAUAUUCUUUAGAAAAUUAUUUGUUAAUUUAUAAUAUUGCCAAUAUUUUCUUAAGAAGUAUAACAAUACCUUUUAUGCAUUUUAAGUUCCAAUUGGUGCUUCUUUAUAUUUAGAAAUUAUAAUGGGAAGGUCAUUUAAUUUG